AUGGCAUUCCGAUCCUCCGUCAGGAAAAACAAAACACCAAAGAAGAAAAUUCAAAAACGUGAGAACACUAAACGCCUGAAGAAUGUCUGUUUCAAGGACGACAACGUGGCACCCAGGAGAUCGGUCAGGAUAAGGAAUGCUAAUUCGCAAACCCAAGAUCCCGACGAGGACGACAUGUCAUUGAACGUUGCGAAAAACACCAAUCUGCACGUUGACAAGAAUCUGCAGCCAGUUGUCGUUUUAGAACGCAUAAACAUUGACGACUUCUUUCCAAAAGAUUCCGAUCCUCCGUCAGGAAAAAAAAAACACCAAAGAAGAAAAUUCAAAAACAUUCCGAUCCUCCGUCAGGAAAAAAAAACACCAAAGAAGAAAAUUCAAAAACGUGAGAACACUAAACGCCUGAAGAAUGUCAGUUCCAAGGACGACAACGUGGCACCCAGGAGAUCGGUCAGGAUAAGGAAUGCUAAUUCGCAAACCCAAGAUCCCGACGAGGACGACAUGUCAUUGAACGUUGCGAAAAACACCAGUAACAACACGAGCAAGGAUGAUGCAACGGUGGCCAAACGCAGAGAACCACAUAAUCUGCACGUUGACAAGAAUCUGCAGCCAGUUGUCGUUUUAGAACGCAUAAACAUUGACGACUUUUUUCCAAAAGAUUCCGAUCCUCUGUCAGGAAAAACAAAACACCAAAGAAGAAAAUUCAAAAACGACGACAACGUGGCACCCAGGAGAUCGGUCAAGUUAAGGAAUGCUAAUUCGCAAACCCAAGAUCCCGACGAGGACGACAUGUCAUUGAACGUUGCGAAAAACACCAGUAACAACACGAGCAAGGAUGAUGCAACGGUGGCCAAACGCAGAGAACCACAUAAUCUGCACGUUGACAAUAAUCUGCAGCCAGUUAUCGUUUUAGAACGCAUAAACAUUGACAACUUCUUUCCAAAAGAUUCCGAUCCUCCGUCAGGAAAAAAAAACACCAAAGAAGAAAAUUCAAAAACGAGAUCGGUCAGGAUAAGGAAUGCUAAUUCGCAAACCCAAGAUCCCGACGAGGACGACAUGUCAUUGAACGUUGCGAAAAACACCAGUAACAACACGAGCAAGGAUGAUGCAACGGUGGCCAAACGCAGAGAACCACAUAGUGAAUUCCGAUCCUCCGUCAGGAAAAACAAAACACCAAAGAAGAAAAUUCAAAAACGUGAGAACACUAAACGCCUGAAGAAUGUCAGUUCCAAGGACGACAACGUAGCACCCAGGAGAUCGGUCAGGAUAAGGAAUGCUAAUUCGCAAACCCAAGAUCCCGACGAGGACGACAUGUCAUUGAACGUUGCGAAAAACACCAAUCUGCACGUUGACAAGAAUCUGCAGCCAGUUGCCGUUUUAGAACGCAUAAACAUUGACGACUUCUUUCCAAAAGAUUCCGAUCCUCCUUCCAAGGACGACAACGUGGCACCCAGGAGAUCGGUCAGGAUAAGGAAUGCUAAUUCGCAAACCCAAGAUCCCGACGAGGACGACAUGUCAUUGAACGUUGCGAAAAACACCAGUAACAACACGAGCAAGGAUGAUGCAACGGUGGCCAAACGCAGAGAACCACAUAAUCUGCACGUUGACAAGAAUCUGCAGCCUGAUGGUCUACCAUGA
This is a messenger RNA of Galleria mellonella (greater wax moth), 1635 nucleotides long. RefSeq names its product asparagine-rich protein-like. Bases 1 to 1635 code for a protein of 544 amino acids. Lineage: Eukaryota; Metazoa; Arthropoda; Insecta; Lepidoptera; Pyralidae. The record is from RefSeq and is a predicted model, not a curated record. The transcript is spliced from 12 exons.